AUGCCCGUCAAGCCACUAACCUUCAAAGGCGACAAAAAGACCAAGAAGCGCAAGCGCACCGCCGCCGCCGACGACGAUACGCCCUCCAAAUCUACAGACUUGACCACCACCGCUGCGGCGAAGGAAGCGGACCCGGAGGACGACUCGUGGGUGUCUGCAGAAGCUGCCUCCGACGUUUCUGGUCCCAUAAUAUUCGUCCUGCCCACCGAACCAGCUACGUGUCUAGCCUGCGACGCGAACGGGAAAGUCUGGACGAGCGCGGUGGAGAACUUCGUCGAUGGGGAUCCUUCUACAGCAGAGCCGCAUGAUGUGAGGCAGGUGUGGAUAGCGAACCGGGUGGCAGGGACAGAGAGGUUUAGUUUCAAGGGGCAUCAUGGCCGCUACUUAAGCUGCGACAAAUACGGUCUUCUAACCGCAACCCCCCCCGCCGUCUCCCCAAUUGAAUCCUUCCUCCUCAUCCCUCUCCCCUCACAGCCCGCAGUCUUCGCUAUCCAGGCCGACACGGAAAAGUUCCUCGCCGUUGACGAUACCUCUGCCUCUCCUACCGUUCGUGGCGACGCAGAAGAACUGCUGUUCAAUACAGGUCUGCGUGUACGUAUGCAGGCGCGGUUCAAGCCGAGGCUGAAGGUUGCAAAGGCGGAGAAGGCGGCAGCGAAGAUUAGUCGGAAGGAAUUGGAAGAGGCGGUGGGCAGGCGGUUAGAGGACGACGAGGUGAAGAAGCUGAAGAAGGCGAGGAAGGAGGGAGAUUACCACGAGGUGUUGUUGGAUGUGAAGGUCAAGGGAAAGCAUGAUAAGUUUGCUUGA
Molecule: messenger RNA, 804 nt
Organism: Mytilinidion resinicola
Lineage: Eukaryota; Fungi; Ascomycota; Dothideomycetes; Mytilinidiales; Mytilinidiaceae
Product: FRG1-like family protein
Exons: 2
Coding region: 1-804 (267 amino acids)
Cellular component (GO): catalytic step 2 spliceosome; striated muscle dense body; nucleolus
Molecular function (GO): actin filament binding
Source: RefSeq, a predicted model, not a curated record